AAAAUCGAGGCGAAGUGCCGCGACUGUUAUGUUAGACUGUGGUCAUGACUGUGUACACGUGGUACAACAUUUUAUGCAGAAUAACUGCGCGCUAUCGACUGAAUGGAGAAGUAAGCUCUCUGUGUGCUCAAACUCUUUGACAUGCUUCGUUUGUGAGAUGUAGAACUCACUGUGCAGUAGAGUAUAUUAUUUGACGAUAGUCUUUGCUUUGUGUACUACAAGCAUGUAUCCUUAAUCUGUGUGUGCAACACUGCAAUGGCAACAGAAACUCCAUAUGAUGACUCGAGUGAUGCCGAAUCAGCUCGAGAUUCUGGUUCGGAUUCCGAAAGUGAUGGAGGAUCGAACCGAAGCAGUAGCAGAAGUGGUAGCCCUGCUAGUCAACACGGAACAGCACCGACACCCGGUAGAAGUUCAGGUGCAGAAGAUAGAAGUGAUAGUGAAAGUGAGAAGGGCACUGAUGCUGCUUCACCGUCCAGGACUGGUACUGCAGGACAGUAUUCACCGCGAUCUGUGGCUUCGGGAGGUGAUGCUUCUCCCCGGUCUGAUGAAGGUUCCCAGAGUCCACAAUCGAAUGCCAGCAGUCGAAGAUCUGUAGGUUCUGUAAGCCAACACUCAACACAUUCGCAGCGUACACAGCGCUCAGCAGUUAGUAAUCAGUCUCCACGCCAGUCCCAUGCCAGUAAUCAGUCUCCACAUUCCAAUGCUAGUCAGCAUUCCCCCUAUGCAAGCGACCACAGCCGUUCACAAAGUCCACAGUCUGCUGUGUCUCAAAGUCCACGUUCUCAGAGAUCACAGAGUGCUCAUUCGCAACGAUCACAAAGCCCAGAGUCAAGAAGAUCAGUGAGUCCACAGUCCAGAAAGUCACGAAGUCCUCAGUCUCACCGUUCUCCAAGCCCACAGUCUCACCGUUCUCCAAGCCCACAGUCUCACCGUUCUCCAAGCCCACAGUCUCACCGUUCUCCAAGCCCACAGUCUCACCGAUCUCCAAGCCCACAGUCACAACGAUCUCAGAGCCCACAAUCUCAGCACUCACAAAGCCCUCAAUCUCAGCGAUCACAUAGUCCAGCUUCCCAGAGAUCUCACAGCCCCCAAUCGCAGGGAUCACUUGCUGCAAGACGCUCACGAAGUCCACGGUCGCAGAGAUCCCAUAGCCCACAGUCGCAAGGUUCUCGGACUCCUCAGUCACGUAGAUCACAAAGUGCUCAAUCUAAUCGUUCUGAAAGUCCACAGUCAAGACCACAAAGUGCACAGUCACAACAUACCCAAAGUUCAAGGAGUCGAAGUGGGUCACCUGCUGCAUCUCCUCGUUCAAAUGUAAGUGGCCAUUCACGAAAGUCACAAGCAGAAUCUGUUCAAAGUAACAGAUCCAGAUCCCGUCCAAAGAGUGUAGUGGAAAAUGGUGAGAAAAGUGACGAUGAGAAAAGCAAUUCAGCAUCCAACCAUUCAGUUGCUGUAGACCACAAUGACAAGGAAUCAGUGAGAAGCGGAGCUGUUGCCUCAGAUGAAGAAAAGUCUGUUAAAGACAAAAGUGAAGAUGAAGAUGCUGCAAGGGCAUCAAGAAAAGAUGACAGCAGUGAUGAUGAAAGGAAAUCACACAGUGAGAAUGAAAGUACUAUGGAAAAAGACAGGAAACGAAAGCGGGCAGUCAUUAGUGAUGAAAGUGGCUCUGAUGCAGAAAUAAAGAAAAAACCAAAAAAGAAAAUAGCAGCAGUAGCCUCUGGGAGUGAUGCAAGUGAUGCAGAAGGUGAAAGAAGAAAAGCAGCAAGUGAAGGAGAUGAUAGUGAUGCCGAACCAGGAGCCACUGCUGAAGCACUAUUUGGAGAUGCUGAUGAUAUUAGCACAGAUGAAGAAGCUGCUGCUGAGAAAGCAAAGAAGUCUGAUGAGGACGAAGAGGAGCAGGAAGAAAGACGAAGUCGUGAUGCAGGAAGUGACCAGGAACGAAGAGUAGAUGAUGAUGAUGAAGCAGCUGCUGAAGAAGGAGGUUUACCUGUCAUAGAAGAUGAUGAAGGUGAAAAAGAAGAAGAACCACCACCAGAAACAAGAAUAGAUGUUGAAAUACCAAAAAUUUCAUGUGACUUGGGCCGAGAAAUUCAUUUUGUGAAACUACCAAACUUCUUGUCUGUAGAGACAAGGCCAUUUGACAGGGAAACAUAUGAAGAUGAAAUUGAUGAAGAAGAGACUUUGGAUGAAGAAGGGCGAGCAAGAUUAAAACUUAAGGUGGAGAACACCAUUCGCUGGAGGCAAACUUUCGAUAAAGAAGGUAAUCUUACUAAGGAAAGUAAUGCAAGAUUCAUUCGAUGGUCUGAUGGCAGUAUGUCACUACAUCUGGGAUCUGAGAUAUUUGAUGUAUACAAGCAACCAUUGCAGGGUGAUCACAAUCAUCUCUUUAUCCGCCAAGGGACAGGUCUUCAGGGCCAGGCGGUAUUUAGAACAAAACUGACAUUUAGACCUCACUCAACAGAGUCAUUCACUCAUCGUAAGAUGACAUUGUCUCUAGCUGAUCGCUCACAGAAGACAUCAGGAAUUAAAGUGUUGUCUCAAGUAGGCUGGGAUCCAGAGCAGAACAAAGGACAGCUCAUAAAGAAAGAAGAGGAACGUCUUCGCGCUUCAAUGCGUAGAGAGAGUAAGCAGAAGAGGAUACGAGAAAGAGGAGCCACUCGAGGUCUAAGCACAAGUUACCUGGAGCCAGAUAAUCGUGAAGAAGAAGGCUCUGAAGAUGAAGGAGCCAUUUCUCUUGCUGCCAUUAAAAGCAAGUACAAGAAAGGUGGUGCAUCAGCAAAAGAUAAACCACCAAUAUAUUCAUCUGAUGAAGAAGGAUCAGAUUUUGAAGCCAGGCGUGCAAAGAAGUUGGAUAAGGCUAAAGCACUUAAAGAUUCAGAUGAGGAAUCAGAGCAGUCAGCAUCAGGAUCUGAACAAGCCUCUGGAUCUAGUUCUGGAUCUGGAGGUGAAGAACAGCAAAACAAUAAGGAUGAAGACCAGUCUGGUGGAAGUGCCGCUGAUGAUGAUUAACUCUGUAACAGUGAAGCAAGUGCAAACUCUUGUUUUUAUAUACUUUUAAGUGAGGGUGAACUUGAGAUGGGCAGGAGAUUAGUGCCAAAGGACCAUGUGAAAUACAUUGACUUUAAAAGACACAAAAUGAGAAUUAUUGAUUGGUACCUUUGUGUGAGGUAUAUGCUAAUAACUGUUUUGACCUUAGUGCUUGUGUUGUUUCACACUGUAUUACUGUGAUCAGUGUUUAAGUUAUAUUUGAUAAACUUUUGACUGUGGUAUUUUAAUUUCUAAGUUACCUGACAAUCUUGCUGAAAGUCCACAAAUGACAUUAUGGUAAAAUCUGAAUUGCUACGAAUGUGAUAAUUAUUGUUCUUAUUUACUUGCUAAAUUUGUAUAAGCAUGUCACGAAGCAAAUUAAUGUGCCCCGUUGACGAUUUGCAUUGGUUUCUAAAUGUCAUACCAUACUUGAUUGUUUUCAUUCGGAAUAUUUUAUCCCACAGUAGAGCUUGUGAAAAGAUGGUAAUUGUACCAAUUGUUGUGCAGUGAUGGAUAAAUAUUUCAAAAUUAACAGAAUGUUGGCAGCAUACUCCUAGUUUGUCAUACUACUGAAUAUUCUUCAUUCGGUCAAUUUUACUUCAUACAAGCGACUGUGGGUUCUACAGAGCACCAUCUGUUCACAAUGACACAUUCUUGUAGAUCUAAACAUGUAGGGAAUGUCAGAUAGAAUGUAAAUAAUAGCGGAUUAAAGGACACCACCCACUGAAUAGGAAGGGUUGUCUUGUUGACAGGAUCACACAAGAGAGAAAGGAAUGUUGCUAGCUUUUGGAACAAAUCCUUUAUUAAACUAGAGCAGGAUCAUCCAAACUGUGCCCCUGGGGUGCUAGUGCCUGCAAUCGCCCAAGGCCAGCGCCCCGGGCGAAUUCGUAUGUUGUUGCAGUGGCUGAGUCAUGUCGCUUAGCUGACAGUGCGGUGUGCCCGCUGUGCCUCGCCAUGCCGCUGUAAGCGCGCUUCGUAUGGAAGACAGACUGCCUCGCCAGCAGAGGUCGAAAGCAUCGAUACAACACAAAGCUGUCAGUCAACAGUCGUAAGGCUACAGUGGAUUGAGAUGGAUGGUCAACAGCAGCAGACAAAAAAGAGUGGCACGUUUGUACUAUUUAAACCCGAGUGAGAAAUUAAUUUCUCUUGUACUGCUGUCCAAAAUCAUGCCAAACGUUUAAUAUGUCAUCAAAACCUCAUGUAUUUAAAAAAAAGUACUCUAUUAAACGGGAAUUUAAUACCUGUCACAAA
Schistocerca gregaria is the source of this 4278-nucleotide messenger RNA. It is a transcript of the gene Atu, whose product is annotated as another transcription unit protein. Gene Ontology annotation, molecular function: RNA polymerase II C-terminal domain phosphoserine binding. Lineage: Eukaryota; Metazoa; Arthropoda; Insecta; Orthoptera; Acrididae. The record is from RefSeq and is a predicted model, not a curated record. The transcript has 10 exons. The coding region runs from base 256 to 3009 and encodes 917 amino acids. Gene Ontology annotation, biological process: positive regulation of transcription elongation by RNA polymerase II; transcription elongation by RNA polymerase II. Gene Ontology annotation, cellular component: Cdc73/Paf1 complex; nucleus.